Molecule: messenger RNA, 1925 nt
Organism: Pogonomyrmex barbatus (red harvester ant)
Lineage: Eukaryota; Metazoa; Arthropoda; Insecta; Hymenoptera; Formicidae
Gene: Shmt
Product: serine hydroxymethyl transferase
Biological process (GO): tetrahydrofolate interconversion
Cellular component (GO): mitochondrion; nucleus; cytoplasm
Molecular function (GO): pyridoxal phosphate binding; glycine hydroxymethyltransferase activity
Source: RefSeq, a predicted model, not a curated record
ACACGUGUAGGAACGUGCAAUCUCACGUGCCCAUCUUCAAACAAUUCCGACUUUCGAUCGCUGCCGGCGGCUGUAUGCACGAGCCGCGUGCGUGUGUCAAGAUGGUCGGCAAUUGGUCGAGUUUGAAUCGGCGCGGUUUUCAAUUGGUCGAGAACCUGCUACGCGCCCGGAGCCGAAGUAUAAAGGACUUUGCCACAGACUUUGCCACAGAUCAAGGACGCGCUACAGACGCCUUUCAUCGUCGUAGUUAUCAUUCGAGCACGUGUUGCACAUCGGAACGAAGCAUGGCAGCGAUACUCCAUAAGAAUAUUUGGGAAAGCGACCCAGAGCUUUUCGAUUUGAUGAAGAAGGAAAAAAAUCGGCAGCAAUCUGGACUGGAACUGAUCGCGAGUGAAAACUUUACAUCUCUCAGUGUACUUCAGUGCUUAAGUUCGUGUUUACACAACAAGUACAGCGAGGGAUUGCCUGGGCAAAGGUAUUACGGUGGAAAUGAAUAUAUCGAUGAAAUCGAAUUGUUGGCGCAGAAACGUGCCCUGGAAGCCUUCAAUCUGGAUCCCAAGAAAUGGGGGUGCAAUGUACAGCCCUAUUCGGGAAGUCCGGCGAAUUUUGCAGUUUACACAGGCUUGAUGGAGCCUCAUGGACGUAUAAUGGGUCUAGAUUUGCCCGACGGUGGUCAUCUCACUCAUGGUUUCUUCACAGUGAACAAGAAGAUUUCCGCUACAUCAAUCUUCUUCGAAUCGAUGCCGUACAAAGUUAAUUUCGAAACUGGAUUAAUCGAUUACGACGAGCUCGCAAAACAGGCGAGAUUAUUCAAGCCAAAAGUCAUUAUCGCUGGAGUCUCCUGUUACAGUAGAUGUCUGGACUAUAAACGUUUCCGUGAAAUUGCCGACGAAAAUAAUGCCUAUCUCUUCAGCGAUAUGGCUCACAUCUCUGGGCUCGUCGCCGCCGGAAUAAUACCUAGUCCUUUCGAAUUUAGCGAUGUUGUUUCAACAACUACGCACAAGACUUUACGAGGUCCGCGUGCUGGUGUUAUUUUCUAUCGAAAAGGGAUUCGAAGCGUCACGAAGGAUGGCACAAAUAUUAUGUACGAUAUUGAAAACAAAAUAAAUCAAGCAGUUUUUCCGGGUCUUCAAGGCGGGCCUCAUAAUCACGCCAUUGCCGCAAUAGCUACUACUAUGAAACAGGUGAAAACACAAGAAUUCCUUGAUUAUCAGAAACAAAUAGUGGCUAAUGCGAAGAAAUUGUGCGCCGGUUUACAAGAGCGCGGUUACAAAAUCAGCACCAAUGGCACGGAUGUCCACAUGCUGUUGGUAGACCUACGAUCUGCACGCAUCACCGGUUCAAAGGCAGAAAAAAUAUUGGAAGAGAUUUCCAUUGCUUGCAAUAAAAAUACUGUUCCUGGUGACAAAAGUGCAUUGAAUCCUAGUGGCAUUCGUUUAGGAACACCUGCCCUGACUACUCGUGGCUUAGUCGAGAAGGAUAUCGACAAAGUUGUGGACUUCAUAGACAGAGGAUUAAAACUUUCCAAGGAAGUGAGUGAUAUUUCUGGACCGAAACUAGUUGAUUUCAAGAAAGUAUUAAGUACCGACGAAAACAUUAAAAUGAAGAUUGCAGAUCUGAGAAAAGAAGUAGAAACCUUUUCGAAACAGUUUUCAAUCCCUGGUCAUGAAACAUAUUAACACAACGGUACUUUGUUUAAUGUAAAUUUUUAAAUAUGUUAUAAUAUUCUCAUUAUGCUAUUAAUUAUAUAUAUUUUUUACUUUUUUAAUUUUUAAAAAUUAUUGUUACAUUUCUUUUACAUUUCUCUUUGUAUAAUUUAUAUUAUAAUUAAAAUAUGAAUCUGCACAUUUGCGAAUAUGUUAUGUGAUAAUAUUAAAAUCAAAUGGAAACAUAUUAAUUUUAUAAAAAUAAAAUAUUGUGGUCUU